AUGGGUGCCAAAGGUCUUUUCGGCUGCACCGGCCACGCUCUCGAGCGCCUUCAGCUCGCCCUGAUUGUCGCCCCCUCCUUCAUCCUCUUUGGUUACAACCAAGCCGGCCUCGGUGGCCUCCUCACUGAGGCCGACUGGGUCAAGACCUUCCCGCAGAUCGACACUGUCAACACUGAGGGCGCUGAGAAGAGCCACAACUCGACCAUCCAGGGCUUGGUUGUUGCCACCUUCGUCCUCGGUGCUCUCAUCGGUUCCCUCUCAUGCUCCUACACCGGCGACAAGUACGGCCGCCGUGCCGUCGUCAUGGCCGGCGCCAUCUGCACUCUCAUCGGUGAGAUCUUGGAAUGCUCCGCCUUCACCCUGGCGCACUUCAUUGUCGGCCGUAUCAUCGUCGGACUUGGCAUUGGUCAGCUCAGUGCCACCGUGCCUGUGUGGCAGAGCGAGACGUCCGGCGCCAAGAACAGAGGCCAGCACGUUGUCCUCGACGGUCUCUUCAUCUGCGUCGGUUACGUUCUCGAGUCGUGGAUCGAUCUUGGUUUCUUCGAGCUUCCCGAGGGUCCCGUCACUUGGCGCCCGCCGAUUGCCAUUGCCAUCGUCUUCUCGCUUGUUCUGAUGGCUUCCGUCUACCUCUUCCCCGAGUCUCCCAGAUGGCUCGUCCGCAUGGCUCGCAACGACGAGGCUCGCAGCGCCAUUGCCCUGUUCCGCGGCUACGACGAGGAUACUAUGGAAGUUCAGGCUGAGCUGGCAGGCAUUGAGCUUUCGCUCGAGGAGACUUCCAAGAGCGGCGCCUCGCUCAAGGACAUGCUCAAGAUGGGCGAGGACAAGCUUCUCUACCGCUUCCUGCUCUGCAUUCUGCUCCAGUUCUACCAGCAGAUGUCCGGCUCCAACCUCAUUUCCGUCUACACCAGCAUCCUCUUCCAGCAGAACCUUGGCAUGAGCGGCGAGCUGUCGCGCGUCCUGUCUGGUGGCGCCCUGACCUGGAAGUUCCUGUCUUCCUUCGUCGCCUUCUUCACCAUCGACCGCUUCGGCCGCCGUGCCGUCUUCAUGUUCAGCGGUGCCGGCAUGUCGCUCUGCAUGAUCGCCCUCGCCAUCACCACCUCCAUGACGGACAACCGCGGCGCCCAGAUCGCUGCCGGUUGCUUCAUCUACCUCUUCAACUUCUUCGUCCCCAUCGGCUUCCUCGGCGCCAACUUCCUGUACUGCACUGAAGUUGCUCCUCUGCGCCUCCGUGUCGCCAUGUCCUCCAUCUCCACCGCCAACCACUGGCUCUGGAACUUCGUCGUCGUCAUGGUCACGCCCGUCGCCCUCGCCAACAUCGCCUGGCGCUACUACAUCGUCUACGCCGCCGUCGCCUUCUGCAUCCCUCUCAGCGUCUACUUCUUCUACCCCGAGACCAUGGGCCGCAACUUGGAGGAGCUGGACCUCAUGUUCCGCGAGAGCCCUUCGGUGGCCGCCACGGUGCGCUUCGCCAAGAACCGCCCCAUCGCCAUGCCGCAGGAGUUCGCCGUCGACCACAGCAAGGGCGGUGUCGAGCACGAGAGCGACCUGGAGAAGGAGAAGGUCGAGGUGGCAUAA
This is a messenger RNA of Lasiodiplodia theobromae, 1575 nucleotides long. Its product is annotated as Sugar transporter. Gene Ontology annotation, biological process: carbohydrate transport; transmembrane transport. The transcript has 2 exons. Gene Ontology annotation, molecular function: carbohydrate:proton symporter activity. NCBI's taxonomy places the organism in Eukaryota, Fungi, Ascomycota, Dothideomycetes, Botryosphaeriales, Botryosphaeriaceae. The record is from RefSeq and is a predicted model, not a curated record. Gene Ontology annotation, cellular component: membrane. The coding region runs from base 1 to 1575 and encodes 524 amino acids.